Molecule: messenger RNA, 1485 nt
Organism: Diabrotica virgifera virgifera (western corn rootworm)
Lineage: Eukaryota; Metazoa; Arthropoda; Insecta; Coleoptera; Chrysomelidae
Exons: 2
Coding region: 90-1202 (370 amino acids)
Source: RefSeq, a predicted model, not a curated record
UAAAGGCAUGCAGGCGAGAUAAAAAGGAUAUUUCACAAAAAAGCAUAGGUCUUUAUGUCUGUGAGGAUCAUUUUGAUUUGGAACAAGAUAUGGAUAACUAUAUAAAAUUCAAGAUUAUGGGUGGUCCCAAAAUUAUUAAGUCAGGUGUUGUCCCGCACAUAUUUGAUUGUCAACCAGACAGAAAACGAGCUUUUUCUCAGCCUGUGAGGGAAGCAGCCCUUAAAAGGGUUAAACGACAGUUUCUUGAAGAUGCCGCUUCUACAUCUAAGUCUGUUUUAGAGAACAAUGAUGAUAAGAGACAAUGUGAUCCUAGUUUCACAAACUUAGUACAAUCAGGACCUGAAUUAAACCAAUCAGCUUUACCUCAAAAACUGAAUAAUGCAUCAACACAGACUCACAUCAAAAUAAGAAGUAAAGGUAUUCAGUUCAAAUUUCAAAGGAGUGUUACAGUCGGGUUGUCGCCAUUGAAAAUACAUAAUAAGGAUGCAGGAACUUCACCUAUAAAAGACUUGCAAAUAUUUGAAGAUACAAAAAGUGAAUCAGGAAGUUCUGUAUUUGAAGAGUAUAGUGAAUAUAGUGGUAGUGACGACUGUUGGUACAAUGAAAGUGAUUCUUUAUCUUGUGAUGAAGAUACGAAAGAAGAGGAAGCAAAACAAUUUAAAAGUUUGUCUUUGAAGUGUACAGUGAUGAAGUUACAAUACAGACCUAGACUGUAUAUGGGGCUACCAGAAUAUGCAUUUUACACGUUUCAAUUAAUGGAAAAAUAUUGUAAGACUCAAACAAUGCAUCUAUUUUUAACUCUUAAAAAGAUAAGAACAGGACAAACAUUUAUGUCUCUUGGAGAUGAUUUCGGCAUAAGCGAAAGCAAUGCAUCGAGAAUAUUUGCAAAAUCUGUUCCAUUACUUAGUAAAUAUUUAAGAUCUUGUAUUUUUAAUCCCCAAGUGAGUUCAGUUAAAUUAAACUUACCCUUAGCAUUUCGAGCUCGUUAUAGUAAAGAAUUUUGUAUUAUCUAUUGCUUAGAAAUUGAAAUUGAAAAACCAUCAGAUUCUGUUAAACAGUCCUUAACAUGGUCUGAAUACAAAAAGUGCAAUACUCUAAAAUAUUUAAUGCUUGCACUCCUGAUGGGAUUAUUAAUUUUAUAUCUACUGCUUUCGGUGGAAGAACGUAGGAUGCAGUUAUUCUUGAACAUAGUGGUUUUUUAAAUGUUCUUCCACCGAAAGUGGCGGUAAUGGCUGACAGGGGUUUUAAACACAUAGAGCAUUUGUUAGUUAGCAGAGAUUGCCAAUUAAUUAGACCACCAAGUGUAUAUUCAAGUACAAAACAAAGUGAAGUAUUUGAAACAAAAAGAGUAGCUAGUUUAAGAAUUCACAUUGAAUGAGUUAUACGUAGAUUAAGAGAAUUUGCUUGCUUAGCCCCCAUGCCUGUAUUGAUAGCAAAUUGAUAUCACAUACAGAUAAUAUAACAAAAAUUGUUUGUGCACUCAUA